Messenger RNA from Scheffersomyces stipitis CBS 6054, 3264 nucleotides. It is a transcript of the gene YCG1, whose product is annotated as condensin subunit. Gene Ontology annotation, biological process: mitotic chromosome condensation. NCBI's taxonomy places the organism in Eukaryota, Fungi, Ascomycota, Pichiomycetes, Serinales, Debaryomycetaceae. The record is from RefSeq and is a predicted model, not a curated record. Gene Ontology annotation, cellular component: condensed chromosome; condensin complex. The transcript is spliced from 2 exons. Bases 1 to 3264 code for a protein of 1087 amino acids.
AUGAGCUCUAGACCAACUCUCGAGUCCAUCAAACGGAUAUCAACAGCGGAAGAGCUCCGCGGUGCCAUGUCUCAUGUGUUCCAGGAUGCACAAUUGAGUCUAUCUGGGCAUCGGAAGCUAGUAGUAGUACUUAAGAACAUUUUUGACAGAUCGAUAGAGUUGAACCAAGAAGAGUUUUUUGCUUUAUACUUCACCAAGUUGAUCAAUAAGAUCCUUCCGUUGAAGAAAGGCGAGAAGGCGGCGGAUCGAAUCGCCAAGUUUUGUUCAGCUUUUGUAUUUAGUUUGACAAAUGAUGAUAUAUUAAGGAAAGAAGAAGAAAAGAAGAAAUCACAACUAGAUGAGAACGUUGAUGAGAAUGCCGAUGACAAUGCAGAAGACGAAGAUAACCCAGACGAAGAAGACACUUACUCGACGUUGUUUAUCCAGUAUCUUAUCCAUCACUUAUUGAGAGGCAUAGAAGCCAGGGACAAGAGCGUGCGAUACAGAGUUGUUCAAUUGUUAGCGUAUUUGGUUCACCACAUCGGAGAAAUCAACAGAGAUUCGUUUGAAGCAUUAUAUACCUCCCUUAUGAAGAGAUUGAAUGACAAGGAACCUAUUGUACGAAUCCAGGCCAUAGUGGCAAUCUCAAAGUUUCAAGACUUCAACUUGGAUGGGUUUGAGUAUACUUCCAACACCAGAAUCGGAUCAGAAAAUGUUAGGGACCUGCUUAUGAACUCUCUUGUAACCGAUGAGAAUGCCGAGGUGAGAAGAGCUGCUCUUUUGAACCUUUCCAAGGAUCAAAACACGAUUGGUGCAAUAAUAGAGCGUGCAAGUGACACCAAUAUGAUCAACAGGAGACUUGUCUAUUCCAGAAUAGUGCGCGAAAUCGGAAAUAUCGGAAAGCUUGACUUUGAGUUGCGUGACUUCCUCUUGAGAUGGGGUCUCAACGAUCGAGAUGGCUCUGUUCAAGCUGCUGCAGUAAAGAUGUUAAGUACCUACUGGUUUGAAGCAGAAGGUAAAGAGUUGCUUAACUUGAUUUCACAAUUGAGGGUGACUGAAAGCGAUAUAGCUGCUACUGCUGUAUUCAAGUUCUUCCAGGCUCAGCCAGACGAAUUGGCGAAAAUAGUAAUUGAUGAUUCCUAUUGGAAGGAAUUAGAUGUCAACAAGGCAUUUCUCUUGCGCACAUUUUAUGAGCACUGUAACGAAAACAAUCUCUAUGACCUUAUUGACGCCAACUUCCCGGAAUCUAUCGAGUUAGCAAAUAUUCUUGAAAAGUAUCUACGUGUGAGAGUUAACAAUUUCUACAUGGACAAUGCUACCACCAAUGCAUACGAUUUACAGAAGGAGAAGUUGGAAGCUAAGUACGACGAGCAUUUUGAAGAACACGACCAAUUGAAAGAGGCUGUUUACGAUUGCGAAGUUAAGCACAAACAACUUCAUGCUCGCUAUUUGCAAUUGGUAGAAGAGACUAAUGAGCUUAACGAAGGGUUUAAGGAAAAGGACGAAUUCUACGAAAACGAUUUGACAGACUUAGAGUUCAUUAUUGAGCAAUUAUUAGAAGUUGCUAAAGAAUUCGAUUUUAGUGAUGAGAUCGGACGUCGUAAGAUGCUACAGAUAAUCCGUAAGUCGCUUACCGAAGACAGACUAACUGAUAAACUUGUAUCUGUGGCUUUGAAGGUGUUGAGAAAGAUUUCUAUAAACGAGAAGGAUUUCAUUUCCAUGUCUGCGGAAAUCAUCACCGAUAUCAGGGAUUCGUUCGAAACAGAAGAAGAAUUCCACUCUGCCAUAUCUGGGUUUGCAGAGGAUGACGAUGAAGAUGAAGAUGAGGAUGAAGACGAGGACGACGAUAACUCCAAGUCAAAGAAACGUAAAGUCCAACCUCGUUUACCACCAGAUGAUAUCGUAAUUAGAUGUUUAAUAGUCACUCAGCAUGCUUUAGAAUUAGUCGAAGAGCCAUCAGACAAUCAUGUCUCGCUUGGUUCGAUCUAUUCUGGAUUGGUCAACUAUGCUAUCAAUUGCAAGGAAAAGCACAAGUUACAUUUACUCGGUUUGACGUGUUUGGGAUUGUUCUCUCUUAUCGAUAAAAACACAGCUAAGGAUGCUAUCGAAACUUUUUACUACGAAAUGAGACUGUCAGGAGAAGAAGUGAGGAUAAUUGGAAUGAAAGCCAUUGUCGAUAUUCUCUCCAAGUACGGGGCUUCCAUUAUAGCACCUAGCAACUGGUUCAUGUACGCUAGAUUGUUUUACAAGUCGCUCACUUCUUUCAAGAUGCCCAAACUACAAUGUAUUGUAGCGGAAGGGUUGUGCAAACUUUUCUUGGCUGACAUCUUCAAUAGUACACAAUCUCCAGAUGGUUCAGAAGAAUCCUCAGAAUACGAAAGUGAAAAGCAGCUAUUUGAGGCUAUUAUCCUCAGUUACUUCCAUCCUUUGACUGUGAACAACGAUGAAUUGCGUCAGAUAUUGGCUUUCUGUAUUCCCGUGUAUUCAUUCAGUCAUCCUCAACACCAGUUGCGUUUGGCUACAGUGAGUGGAGAUUGUAUUUACAGGAUGUUUAACGACCAAAGUGAAUUUGUUAAGCACCAAAGCAGACUUCUCCCACUGAAUGUGGUCCAACAGCUUAUCCACUGGUGUGAUCCCAACAACUUGGUUAAUUUAACUCAGUUCGAUAUCAAAAAACAAACUUCUCACGUUUGGCAAUCAGUCUAUAUGUUACAAGCUGUGGAACAAGAUACUCCUAGACUGGUCAAACGUGCUAUCAUCAACAAUUUGAACAAACUCUACCUUACUGAGGAGUUGGAAAGCAAAGUAUUACAGGGAUUGUUGGAUGCUGUAGAAGGCACAAGACAAUGUUUUGAAACAAAAGCAAACGAUCCUGAAUAUGCUCUAGAUAAGUUGAACACCAGAAAUUUUGACUCUUUCCAGCAUUUUGUACAAGAUUUAUUCGAGAAAGCCGUUGAAAGAGAAAAGAAAGAAGAAGAGAAAACCGGCAGAAGCAGGUCGAACUCAAUUUUGGUUGAACUUGACGAAAAUGAUUAUGAAACAGAGAAGUCUUUAGUCAAAGAAGAAGAAGCAGAUGCGAGUGUAAAGGAUGACGUUAACGAUGGAGAAGAUGCCGACCAUGAAAAAGCAGACACCACUGAAGUCAAAAGUGAAGAUGAAAAUGAAGACCAAGACGAUGAAGAUCAGACUAAGAAAGACGGAUUGAAUAAAUCCCUAGAAGAAAUUGAUGCUAUGCUAGACGAAGAAGAUGAAGUAGAAUACGACAUAAGUAUGGAAGAAUCCUAG